AUGAAGGAGUGUAAGAAAGCGGCACUUGCCUCAUUACUAAAACCUCUUCUUGCUGCUAAAUUAGAGAAGAAAGAAUUAUCACCAUGUUGUGGGAAAACACCGCUGCCUCCGCCUACUCUUGUGUUAAUGCCUGCAGCUCCACCACCAAGUUGUCUACCACCUGCGCCGCCACCACUGUGUCUCCCACCCCUGCCUCCACAAUUACCACCCAUUAUAUUAUCAGCACCACCACCUGCACCGCUCUGUUUGCCACCACAACCACCUCUUAUACUUCCCGCCCCACCACCAGCACCAUAUCUUCUCCCAGCACCACCGCCAGCACCACUGUAUUUGCCUGCGCCCGCUCCAGCGCCUCUAUGCUUUCCAGCGCCGGCACCCGCACCAAUAUUUUUACCCGCCCCUCCACCCGCACCCAUGUUCUGCCCCCCACCACCACUACCACCAGCACCAGCUCCGAUAUUUAUAUCAUUGGUUCCGCCUGCGGCACCUCCAUGCUGUGCCCCACCACCUCUCGGUAUUCCAAUGACCGCGUUCAUGGUUCCACCUCCAGUACCCGUUACGUUAGAACCGAAACCUAUAGAACUGCCACCUUGUGGUUGCAAGUACUGCUUAUAG
This is a messenger RNA of Parnassius mnemosyne (clouded apollo), 615 nucleotides long. The record is from the annotation of a GenBank genome assembly. NCBI's taxonomy places the organism in Eukaryota, Metazoa, Arthropoda, Insecta, Lepidoptera, Papilionidae.